This is a messenger RNA of Wasmannia auropunctata (little fire ant), 3026 nucleotides long. RefSeq names its product GPI transamidase component PIG-S (gene PIG-S). Gene Ontology annotation, cellular component: GPI-anchor transamidase complex. The transcript has 10 exons. Bases 237 to 1916 code for a protein of 559 amino acids. The record is from RefSeq and is a predicted model, not a curated record. Gene Ontology annotation, biological process: attachment of GPI anchor to protein. NCBI's taxonomy places the organism in Eukaryota, Metazoa, Arthropoda, Insecta, Hymenoptera, Formicidae.
CUAAGUUAGAUUUGAGUAUCCGCUAGAUGGAAUUCGGACUCCGCUCCGCUAACAAGUGAAAUUGCAAGCAACGGGAGCAAAACUAUUUAUUGUCAUUUGAUAUUUAUAUUAAGGUUUAAUUGAAGAAUGUCGCAAGUGUUGAGUUAAUUAGUAUCAAUUAUUGUGAAGCAACCGUGAUAUUAAGUGGCCUCCUGUGAUCUCCUGACUUCAAACCUCUUCAUGAAAACACCGGUUAAAUGGCGGAAAAAAUAGAUAGCAUCAAUCAUGGUUUUAACGUGGAUGAGAAAUACAGAGUGUACGCGAGUGUAUCAUUCGCAGUACUACUAUUGGGAAUUGGCGUGCCUCUCUGGUGGCACACUACAACAGUGCCUCGUGUUACACUGCCCUAUGCCGGAAUUGACGAUUUAUCGCAACUGGACAUUAGAAUCACCACAAAGAUUAUUGUCGCAACACUCUCACAUAAUCGCGCUGAAUUGAUCGCACGUGAAAUCAGGCGAACUUUCGAAAACGCUGAAAUAUAUCAGCUGGACGUGGAAUAUCAAGUAAUUUCCAAUAAUCUCUUGGCAUCUGCUUUCACAUAUCAUGAACUCGAAAAGGUGGCCUCGACUUUUGAUCUAGAUGUGGGUGGUUUAUUACUUCUGGAAGCGACAAAUUUAAACGACGCUGUUCUGGUUGGCUCAAAGAGAACGCUAUAUUUCUCUACCGAAACCGGGGUUUCUAAAUUGAUACAAGUAUUGUCGGAAUGGAUUCUACAUGACAAGUCAUUGGCGCUGACAAAAAAUGCGCUCGCGGAGCCUACUAUAUAUAGCUUAGACGAGGAGAAUAGGAGACGAUUUCCAGCCAGCCCGGCAUACGAUGUUCUAGUUACUUUAGUUAAUCCUGAGCCUGAAAAACUAAAGAUUGUUUGGGAUCUCAAGACGGUAACUGAAGAAUACAUGCAACCAUUUCUAGACGAGCUGUCCAUCUUGAGUAACUUUUCGAUCAAAUCGCAGUGGCUAUAUUUAUUACCAUUAGAUAUGAAUCCCAGACGUGUACCCGACAGUAGCCCAAGUCGCAGGCACUUCGCCUUGCGCGAAAGCGUCCUGCCGCAACUAGUAACGCCGUUGGAGAAAAAAUUAGCGUCGCAGGUUAGUCUUCAUCCGUGUAUCAAUUUAGUCGUUUAUAUGGUACCGUGUGACAACGCGCCUCUACAUAUCUAUACCCACAGCGGGCACAGAUCGCGAACAAAUAGCAACGUUGAAGCCUUUCUCUCUCCAAGAUGGGGUGGUGUGGUUUUGAUUAAUCCACCAUCAGAAGUUUGUGAAAACGUGCAAGAAGAUAAAGCGGUUACUGUCAUUCCUGAGGAAACUGCCAUAGUAGGCACAUUUUUGGCACAGCUCAGAUUAUUGCUAGGCAUUCCAGAAAUGAAAUCUAUUAACGGAGUAACAGCGGUGCCAUUGGUGGGACUAAAAUCACGCGAUUGGGAAAUUGAUUCCUUGUUGAGAUAUCGCACCAUCGAGCAGUUAACGUCAGCCAAAUUAACUUUACAAUCUCUGGCGCAACUACUCAAAGAAAUCAGCAAUAUCGUUAUCACGGAUGUAGUAGGAAACAGAAUUAAGACUGCGCUUGAGCUAGUGCACGAGUCCGCUGAGCAUCUGCGACGAGGCGACCUCGAGCGUAGUUUCAUCCUUAGCAAAGAAGCUUUUAUUAUCUCUGAAGCGGCUUUUUCCGAUCCAACACUCUUGGCGCUUCUUUACUUUCCAGAGGAUCAAAAGUACGCCGUGUACAUUCCUCUAUUUCUGCCGGCUAUGAUACCGGUGUUGUUAUCGCUCAAGAAUAUACGAAGGUACUACUUCCCUGGAAAGUAUAAUACAGAAAAAAGGGUAGAUCAUAGAGAAAAUAAAAAUGACGAGGACUGUAGACCGAAAGCCGAAUAGAAGUCAUUUAUCCGACUGAUAAUAUAUUACAUCCAGUACAAUCGUGCGAUUGCUCGUUCGAAAUCAUUUCGAUCAAAAGAUAAUGACGUGUAGCGAUAAUAAGCAUAUAAUUUCAUGCAGAGGCUCUUAUAUAAGCUUUUAUUCACGCGUGUGACGUUAAACGUAUCGUAUUUCGAGUAUCUUUAACACAAUUGGGAUGUAACACAUAAAUUUAGGCACACUUAAAAUCGAUUCCGUUAUAAUCGGGAUCAUAUAAUCUUAAUGAUCAUUAAGUAUGAGCAUAAUUCGAAGAAUUUUUACUCGCUGUCGCACAUAACAGUCAAUACAUCAAGAUUUCGUGUACAAGAUUUCGUGUAAAGAAAGAUGUCGAAAGGAAAGGGCGUGAGAAAUAGUAAUAGCUUCAUUUUAUUUCAAAAAGAAAAAUGUUUGAUAAUUUACUUGUAUAAGGUAAAGUGAUAUGAUGCAAAAGAAUAUAAUGAACGAUUUUUUUCUCAAUCCACUUCCUUUUUUUUUCAUUUGUUUCUUUAAACUAUGAAAUUUCUGAGCAAGAUUUCGAGCAAUUCGCAGGUAUUGAAUAGUUUAACAUCUCGUUCUCGCUUGUCCUUUCGAUCUCCUUUUUUUCUUUUACUCACUUUUAUUCACUCAUACGUUGUACGUAUGUUGUACGUACGUACAUACGUACGUAUAUCAUAGACCUUACAAGUAUGAACUGGCAAUGUGCUGUAGUUUCUGUAUAAGCAUCCAGUCCAUAAGAGGUUGGAGAGAAACGUACUUUUUAGUAGGUUCUCUUUCUCAAAAAAUAUACAUAACGCAUGUCAAUAAAACAUAUGGCGCGUUGAUCACGACUUCGCUUCUAUUGUCAAUCCAUACUUAUAUAGGUCUAUGUUGUACAUACACUGAUUUAAAUUUAAUUGUUUAAUUUAAAGGUACAGUUUCUCUUAUUGAAAUUCUCAUUAUCAUUGGCAGUUGAAAUUUUACAUUUGCGGGUUGAAAUGUGCUAAGAACGCCUAUUUAUCAUACUGCAUGCGCGCGGUUUGUGCGCGUGUGCGUGUAUAUACUCAUUGUCAGUCGAAAUAUGUACCACGCAUUCAAAAUACAAGUAAAUCCCAC